Molecule: messenger RNA, 640 nt
Organism: Anneissia japonica
Lineage: Eukaryota; Metazoa; Echinodermata; Crinoidea; Comatulida; Comatulidae
Product: E3 ubiquitin-protein ligase UBR2-like
Exons: 4
Biological process (GO): protein ubiquitination; ubiquitin-dependent protein catabolic process via the N-end rule pathway
Cellular component (GO): ubiquitin ligase complex; cytoplasm
Molecular function (GO): zinc ion binding; ubiquitin protein ligase activity
Source: RefSeq, a predicted model, not a curated record
GCGCAUGCGUUGGUAAUGCCUUCAGACACUGAUGAAUAAAGCUCAUGAGGAACAUGAUGACAGCAAUAUUGAGAUAUUUUAUUAUUGAACCUAUAGUAAUAGAAGAGUAGCAACAUACAUCUCUAAUCUCUCUAUUUGUGUAUUGAAAUUCCUAAUGGAGUCCAUUGACUGUGCGUCGUUGGCAAAUCAAUGGCAGAGGAUAACAAGUGAGGCAGUAUUUCAUGAUACACUGCUGAACUACUGGCGGGUGAAGGUACCAGAAAUCUUCAAGUCUGGAGAGUUGGAUAACAAACAAGAGAAUGAAAAUCUCAAAAAAAACCUUCUGCAACCUCUUGAAUGGUUCAUCUGUAACGGAGAGCCUAGUCAAAUGUUCCAACAACUGAAACAGAAGAGUAAUCCACCACAAAUGUGUGGAAAGGUGUUCAAAAGUGGGGAGUCUAUAUACUCUUGCAGGGAAUGUGCAAUGGAUCCAACAUGCUGUUUGUGUGUGACAUGCUUUCAAAAUAGUAGACACAAGAAUCACAGAUAUCGGAUGACCAGUUCUAAUGGUGGAGGAUAUUGUGAUUGUGGAGACGCGGAAGCAUGGAAGAAGGAUGUUGCGUGUGACUUGCACAAGCUUCAUUCCUCUCUACCUAAUCAA